AUGAUAAGAAAAGCUGGGUAUCCCGUGGAAGCUCACGUUAUAAUGACGGAGGACGGCUAUCUUUUGACAUUACAUCGUAUCUCAGGUGACAACGAUUCUUUACCCGUGCUGCUGUUGCACGCUUAUCUACUAGCAGAUCAGGGAUACAAUGUUUGGUUGGGGAAUUUUCAUGGUACUACCUACUCGAAGACACAUAUUUCUCUAUCUCCGUCGAAUCCGACAUUUUGGAAUUUCAGCUUUGACGAAAUAGGCAUCUAUGAUGUAUCCGCGAUGGUUACAUUUAUUACGAACUUGAGAUCCCAACCGUUGCACACAUGUGUUGGUCAUUCUAUGGGCACAACGUGUUUUUACGUAAUGGCAUCAGAGCGUCCAGAAAUCGCUCGAAUGGUGAAAAUGAUGUUCAACUUCGGACCGGUCUUUCUAAAUCAUAUGCAAAGUCCGAUACGAUUCUUGGUUCCCAUCAGGAGAAUGAUUAAAACCUUGCAACCCAUCAUCUUAAGUGACUUCCUGGACGUCGUCUCGGUUAAAGCAAUGGAACACUAUGUUCAAGAAAUCCAUUCGGGCAAGUUUCGCAAGUAUGAUUACGGUCGCGCGAGAAAUCAAUUGAUAUAUAAUUCGGCUGAACCUCCGGACUACAAUCUGGCGAAUAUUACUGUACCUAGCGCAUUAUUCUAUGGUUCUGGCGACUUGCUAGUUAAUAUCGUCGAUGUGAAAAGAUUAUAUCGCAUACUUCCCAAUGUUGUGGAUCUGUACGAAGUGCCGUGGUCCAAAUUCAAUCAUCUGGAUUUUAUAUGGGCUAAGGAUGCGCCCAAACUCGUGUAUGAAAGAGCAUUCAAGCUUAUGAAGAAUACAAAUUUAAACAAUGUUAUAUUGAUAGGAUAA
Molecule: messenger RNA, 882 nt
Organism: Camponotus floridanus (Florida carpenter ant)
Lineage: Eukaryota; Metazoa; Arthropoda; Insecta; Hymenoptera; Formicidae
Product: lipase 1
Exons: 5
Coding region: 1-882 (293 amino acids)
Biological process (GO): lipid metabolic process
Source: RefSeq, a predicted model, not a curated record